Molecule: messenger RNA, 1545 nt
Organism: Priceomyces carsonii
Lineage: Eukaryota; Fungi; Ascomycota; Pichiomycetes; Serinales; Debaryomycetaceae
Exons: 1
Coding region: 1-1545 (514 amino acids)
Biological process (GO): carbohydrate transport; transmembrane transport
Cellular component (GO): membrane
Molecular function (GO): carbohydrate:proton symporter activity
Source: RefSeq, a predicted model, not a curated record
AUGAAGCUUAAUUUUACGCCUGUAAGUGAAAUCGUAGGCCCUACGAUUGCUCAAGUUUUACCGAAAUAUGAUCGACCCUGGUUUAGAGUCAAGCAUCUCUUCAUACUAAACCUGUUGCUUUUGAUUCCUCUUCUUUCAUCGUCUACCGCAGGUUACGAUGGCUCGUUGAUGAAUGGUUUGCAGUCCUUACAGGAAUGGAAAGACUACUUUAAUAAUCCAAAGGGAACAAUGUUAGGAUUUGUCAAUGCUUCACAAAAUUGUGGUUGUGUCAUCAUAUUACCACUCUGUGGAUGGUUAACGGAUACUUUUGGAAGAAAAAAGACUCUUGGUGCUGGUUUAAUAGGAAUCAUAGUUGCUACUAUCAUCCAAGCCACUUCAAAAGAAAUAGGUCAGUUGAUAACUGCAAGAUUUAUUGUUGGAGCUGCUGGUAUGUUAGCAGUUCAACCUGCCCCUUUAUUAGUUGCAGAAUUGUCUUAUCCUAGCUAUCGUGGUAAAAUGACAUCCUUAUAUUGGUGCUUAUAUUACUUAGGUGCAAUAUUGGCGUCGUGGAGUUGUUAUGGUACAAAUGGUAGGGGUGAUACUUGGGCCUGGAGAAUACCUACAAUCUUGCAAGCUGGUUUCCCAGCUAUUCAACUUACUUUUCUAUAUUUUGUUCCUGAAAGCCCCAGAUGGUUAAUCUCUAGAGGCAGGAAAGAGGAAGCAAGAAAAAUAUUGAUUAAACACCAUGCUGGUGGGGAUGAAAGCUCUGAGCUUGUUGCUGUGGAAGUAUCUGAAAUUGUGAUUGCUUUGGAUUUAGAAAAAAGCCAAAAGAAAUCAAAGUGGAGUGAUUUAGUCUCAACUCCGGGCAACAGAAGAAGAACUUAUAUCGCUGUAAGUCUUGGUGUUUUUGCCCAAUGGAAUGGUAUUGCCGUAGUAUCCUACUACUUGACUUUGGUGUUAGAUACUAUUGGAAUUACUUCAUCUUCGAUGCAAACUUUGAUUAAUGGUAUCUUGCAGAUUUUUAAUUUAAUAGCUGCAGCAUCUGCAGCUCUUUUGGUUGAUAGGUUGGGGAGAAGAACUUUGUUACUUUGGUCCGGUAUUGGUAUGUUGGUUUCAUAUGUUAUUUGGACUGCAUGUUCUGCAAUAUUUGAUGAGAGAGGAAAUCCUGCCGCAGGAAGAGCUGUUGUUGGGUUCAUUUUUAUCUUCUAUUUCCACUAUGACAUUGCAUAUACACCGUUGCUUUUAGCCUAUCCCACAGAAAUAUUUCCAUAUUAUUUAAGAUCUAAGGGUGUUACAGCUGAAUUGAUGGGAGUUUAUGGUUCUUUGAUCAUCGCAUCAUUUUGUAAUUCAAUCGCUUUGAAUGACAUUGGUUGGAAGUAUUAUAUUGUAUUUUGUGUGCUAUUGGUUAUCAUAUGCAUCAAUACCUAUUGGUUCUACCCUGAAACUAAAGGUUACUCUUUAGAGGAGAUUGCAAAAAUAUUUGAUGGUGACUCCGGGGUCAUUGAUAUAGAACAUAUUCAAUCCGAAGAUAUGGACUCGAAGUCCAAAGUUCAACACGUUGAUUAA